Helianthus annuus (common sunflower) is the source of this 558-nucleotide messenger RNA. Its product is annotated as leucine-rich repeat extensin-like protein 3. The coding region runs from base 1 to 558 and encodes 185 amino acids. NCBI's taxonomy places the organism in Eukaryota, Viridiplantae, Streptophyta, Magnoliopsida, Asterales, Asteraceae. The transcript has a single exon. The record is from RefSeq and is a predicted model, not a curated record.
AUGGAAUGGAAUUCUCAUUACAUAUGGCCUUUCAUUCCCUCAAAAUCAUUCCAUCUGUCCCCCCAUGUUUUUUCCAUUCCAUCCCCCUUUCACCAUUCACUAACAAAACCACAACCCACCACUGUCGCCACCACCGUUGUUGCCACCCACCGUCGUCGUCGACACCCACCGCCGCCGCCACCCAUCGCCGCCCUUUGUCGCCACCCACCUCCGCCCUGGUCAUCACCCGCCACUGACACCGCCACCCACCUUGGCCACCCACCACCACCGCUGUCGUCACACACUUCCGCCACCGCCAUCACCUGCUACCACCCAUCUCCACCGCCACCCACCUCCACACUUGUCGUCACCCCCGACCACCCACCGUUGCCGCCACCCACCGCCAACGUCACCACCCACCACCACCACCACAUCCGCCGCCACCCACCGCUAACGUCGCCACCCACCACCACAUCCGCCGUCACCCACCACCACCCAUCGCCACCGCCACCCACCUCUGCCUUUGCCGUCACCCGACACCACCGGCCGCCCCCGCAACCGCUACCCACCUCUUACUGA